Molecule: messenger RNA, 510 nt
Organism: Aaosphaeria arxii CBS 175.79
Lineage: Eukaryota; Fungi; Ascomycota; Dothideomycetes; Pleosporales
Exons: 3
Coding region: 1-510 (169 amino acids)
Source: RefSeq, a predicted model, not a curated record
AUGAGUCUCCAGACACAGACACAACCAUCACGGAAAAAGAGAACACCAGCUGAUCGAUUGCACCAAGCUGUGCAAAAUGGUUUUACGCCUGAGAGCUCGUCGUGUAACGACAAGCCAGUCUACAAAAAACUUGCUCACUUGACUAAACGCCCAUAUAAGGACAUGCUAGAAUUAUGGCAGCACUACCUCCAAAAACAUCCUACUAAGGAUCCAACUCAAUUUAAGACGCUUGAACAUUUCUUCGAGAUGGUUGCGCGCCAGUCCCGCGGAACGCUCAACAAUGGGCAGUCGAAACAUGCAACUACACAUAGUCUGAAGACACAAGCUCGACAACUCCGAGGUGCUCUUAAAAGAGCUAAAGAUCAGGUCAAGAUUGAAAAGGAGGUUUUAGACAUGAUCUGCAACUAUAUUGACGGCCCAUUAAAGGAGAAGUUGAACUUGUCUUCUGCACGUAGAAAAGCUACUUACUUGACCAUUGACAAUUAUGUUUCCAUGAUGGAGUACUACUAG